GAAGACGUUUUUUUUUUAUUGGAUGCCAUUCGCAGCAUCCACAUACACAUGUACGAAACAAAGUCAAGAUAAACGAACACAACGGGAAUUGAAAGCGGAAUCGGGAAUCGGUAACGCCGAAUCGACCACUGGCGUCUGUGAGCGCUGUUUGCUCGUUUCUUUUGCUGCCCACUCGGCCGCUUCUUUGUGCGCAACUGCAGGUACAACAAGAUGCGUCAAUUCAAUAUUUCGGUCAUUGGACUAUCCGGGACCGAAAAGGAUCGCGGCCAGGUUGGCGUCGGCAAAUCAUGUUUAUGCAACAGAUUUAUGCGCCCAAUGGCCGAUGAUUAUUUUAUAGAUCACAUAUCAGUGCUCAGCCAGAGCGAUUUUAGCGGCCGGAUUGUCAAUAAUGAUCACUUUCUGUAUUGGGGCGAGGUGCGCAAGACAACGGACGAGGGCGUUGAAUAUAAUUUCAAUAUUAUCGAGCAAACCGAAUUCAUGGACGAUUCCACAUUUCAAGCGUUCAAAGUGGGCAAAAUGGAUCCAUAUCUGAAACGCUGCACCGCCACCAAAGUCUUCUCGGCGGAGAAACUCAUGUACAUAUGCAAGAAUCAGUUGGGCAUUGAGAAGGAAUACGAACAGAAGGUCAUGCCCGAUGGCCGGCUAAGCAUUGAUGGCUUUGUGGUUGUCUUCGAUGUGAGUCCGGUGCCAAAUCGCAGCGUCGAGAAGCAAGUGGAGUUUGUCCAGAAUGCCAUUGCCAAUAUAUUGAAGAACAAGAAGCCGCUGGUGCUGGUGACCACCAAAAACGACGACGCCUACGAGCUGUAUGUGCGCGAGGCGGAAAAGAUUAGCCAGCGCAAGGACUACAAGAGCACCGUGCAGCUGAUCGAGACAUCGGCGCACGAGAGCAUUAACAUUGAUUUGGCCUUUCUGAUGCUCGCCCAAAUGAUUGACAAGGUGAAGAAUCGCGUGAAGAUCAUCUCGUAUCAGGAAUCGGCCAAGUCGCGCAAGGAACUGCUCGAUAUACGCUCAGAGGCCGUGACGCGACUGAUACGCAACCAAAUCACAGACUAUCACAUAUUGUGGUCGCAGGGCUCCAAGAUGCUAUCGCAGUUUCGCGAAUGGAACGAGUUCCUCAACAUAUUCGGACACGAGGCCGGGCAGAAGCUAUUCCGUCGUCACAUGAAAAAGCUGCGCGACGAUCAUCUCAACAAGAAGCUGCAUCAGUAUUUAGAUAAAUUCGCCCUGGCCCUCGAGUAUCUAUUGCCCGACAUUGGCGCCCUCAACAUAAGCGACGACGAUGCCUGGGAAUGUGCCCGCAAUUAUCUACAGAAUCAUAUUGAGUUCGAGCAGUAUUUCUUUGAGUGUCCACAGGCCACCUGGACGGAGCUGCUCGACAUGGACGAGGCCGAGGAUGAGGCGCGCAUACCGUUUGAUGUGCUCGAGACCAAUGAGGCGGAGACCGUAUUUCGCAAUUACUUGAAUUCCGUGCAGCAGGACAAAAAGAAAAUCGGCUGGAAGCAGCAGUUCAAGAUGCUGCUGGAGGAGUCGGGUUUUGUGACGCCCGGCAAACAGUUGUCGGAGGUGCGUGUCCUGUUCAUGGGCAGGGAAUGCUUUGAGGCGCUAUCCGAGCACGAUUGCCAGCAAAUCUAUGAUAUACACCAGGACGAGAUUAUUGAGAAGAGCAAACAGAACUUUGUCGAGCUGCUGCUGGAGCAUGCGCAAUAUUUUCUCCAGUUCAAGAACGUGGACAUUAUCACACAGGAGGAUGUUAGACAGAUCACGGAUGUCAUACAGGAGGAUUCGCGCUACAAGAUGCUCGAUCGUCUCGAUCAGGAGCGACGCGUCCUGCUCGUUCAGCAUUUACGUUUCAUACACUGUCCCAUACGGGAUCACUGUCCGUUCUUCAACAACUGUGUGGACAAUCUGAUCGAGGAGCUGCUCUCCGAUAAGUCGGCAGCCAAUCAUAAAACUGUCGGCGGUGGCAGUGUUGGUGGCUGGAAGACCACCGGCAAUGGCAGCGAACGCACAUUGAAUCUGUUGAUUGUCGGCUCCGAGCAUUUGGCCAGCGAUCUGCUGAACGAUAUACGCAUCUGUACGGGCAGCAAGGGCGAGUAUAUAUAUGAGAAGCAAACAUAUUAUCUCAAUUAUCGCAUCGCCAAUGGCGACAUGGAGGCAUUCAAGGCCAUCGACGUUUACUCAAGCGGUCUCAUUUGCGUCUACUCGAAUCAGCAAUCGUUUGAGACGCUCAAGGACAAUCUGGAGCGCACGCUGCUGUGCAAUCUGGAGCUGGAGGAUAAAUUUGAGAAUUUGCCCAUUGUGCUGGUCUAUCAGCCGCAGGAUCUCAAAGAGAACGAAGUCGAAUAUCUGCGCAGCGAGGGCAUGCGUCUAUCCGAAAUGUUGCACUGCGAUUUCAUUGAUCACACGCAAAAUCAUCAGAAAUAUGUCUACGAUAUACUCAAUAUAGUCAUACUCUCGUUGAAGCUAAGCGAAAUGAAAAGCUACGAGCCAUAUCCAUCCGCCAAUCAUACAGAUCUACGCAUACUUGUCUGCAUCUAUUGCGGCGAUCAAUAUGAUAUCGAGAAUAUUGUUCAGCCGCUGCUCGCCGAAUCGACGCUGGUCAAGGCCAAUGAGCAUUGCAUUAUUGUCGAUGUAUUCAUUGGGGAUGCCAAACGGCGUGUGGAAUUCAUAUUGUCCUCGUACCAUGGCACCAAUCAGUAUCGGGACGAGCUCAUACAUGGCUAUAUAUACAUCUAUUCGGCCAAACGACGCUCCUCGCUGGCCAAUCUCAACAUUUUGGCCGCACAGAAUGCGAACAUUCCAUUGCAGCUGGUCGCCGUGACGGAGAGCGGCGGUGUUAAUGCAUUUUUCAACAAUGAAAUCUGUCAGUUUCUCAUUACCGAGGGCAAUGCAUUGGCCGAUCGCUACAAGGGCAGCUUUAUGACCUUCUCGGCGGAUCAAUAUGUCAAGUUUGCCUUUUAUAAUCCAUUCCUGAAGACCGCCUGGGAUAACAAAUACGAGGUGGAGAAUCUGCAUGUGGAGGAGUCAAUUACAUUGGAUUCGGGCGAGGGUACACUCGAGAAUUCGGUUAAUCAAAUGCCACGCCCGCCGCCGCGCCACGAAAGCUAUAUGCUAUCCAAUACGCUGGGCACCGACGGUUCCGGCAGUGAGAAUUACGAAAUGCUUCCUACACGAUCUCUCAACUCAUUAAAUGAAGAAAGAGAUAUAUCACUAGAUGAAAUCUAUGAUGACAACAACGAAAAACCCAAACACCUGCAUCAAAGAUUCCAGAUAUUCCCUCCUCCAACAACUCCUCCAGAGCCAGCCCCUCCAGAUCAUCAGCUCAUUACAUGCACAUAUAAGAGUCAAUUCGUUUCGGCUUCAGAAUCAAGUUUGGAAGAAAUAACAUCGGAUGUCAGCGGAUCAAAGGAUUCAUUGGCCACCCACGAUGCAGAGUGGCUGGAGGACAAGAGCGAUGCGCGUCGCAGCACGAACAAGAACUCGAUUUGGAAUAAUUUCGGCGGAUCGACGCAUGCGUAUACAACCGGACGGCGGCAUAUUGAUUCGAAUUUGAACAAGAUCCGUCCGAAGGGUCCCAGCCAGACGCUGAAGGUGGGUGAUGCGUCCAGUCGCAACUGUUGUGCCAUCAACAUGAGCUCCUCAACUUUCACGCUACCCACACAGCAACCGGGCAAGCUGAAUAUGAAGAACUUUCAGUUGGUCAGCGAUGCCGUCGCCAAGAUGAACUUCACCAGCGGCAGCGGCAGCGGCAGCAUGGCCGAUUCCACCUAUUUGGCUGGCUGUGACGGCGUCACAGAGAAGGAUGCCAAACGAUAUGAUCAUGCCCAGCUUGAUGGCGAGGACGAGGACUCCGAGGAGCUGGCCGAGUACGAGCAAAUCUAUGAAAACGAAGACUGCACCGAGUCGGAUAGCUGCGCUAGUUCCACGGAGCGUCGCGUGCGCCAACAGAAUGCGUAUUACAAGGCCAACAAGAAGGCGGCCACAACCAAAAAGAACAAGAAGAAGAAGGUCGCCAUACCGGUGCAGACGCCGCGUGUACCACCAUUUGGCGCCUACGUCAGUCCGCCAGAGAUUCCGUUGCACUAUCAGCGCAUGGCCGCCGUUGCGGCAGCAGGUGAGAAAAAAAAAGCAGAGGCUGGCGUCGUGCCCGAGUUCAUGAAGAGCGACAAAUCGCCAGAGUACUCAAUGGUGCCGGAACUGACGGCGGCGGGCAUAUUUGGUGCCGAGAAUUUGCCCGAAUACAAUAUGAAUGCCAAAUGCAUGAAGGACUUUGAGAAACUGGAGAAGCGUCGCAUCAAAGAGGAGGCGGCACGAUUGCGAAAACUGCAGGAGAAGGAAAAGGAGCAGGAGAAGAAGCUCAAGCGCAAGCUCAAACAGAAUGCAAAAGGCCUGACCGAAACAACAGAGGCGCAAUUUGGCAAGCUAAUGAUCACCUCCGACAAGGAUGAGAUACCCAUCUUUCUCAUCAAAUGCGUUGAGUUCAUCGAGAAGGAGGGCUUGGACUCGGAGGGCAUUUAUCGUGUGCCCGGCAGCAGAGCACAUGUCGACAUGCUCUUUCAGCGCUUCGAGGAGGAUACCAAUACGGUUAUUGAUGUGCUGGACAUUCCGGUGAAUGCGGUGGCCACCGCGCUGAAGGACUUCUUCUCGAAACGCUUGCCGCCGCUCUUUAGCAAGGAUAUUAUUAAGGAACUGGAGGAGAUUGCCGGCUCCCGCGGCGUCGGCUCAUCCAAACUGAACGUGGAGGUGAAAACCGAUCGCAGCUGCCGUUUAAUAGCUUUAAAAUCAUUGCUACAGAAACUACCACCCAUCAAUUUUGCCAUACUCAAAUAUAUAUUCCAGCACUUUGUGCACGUUUCGGACAACUCGAAGCUGAACAGCAUGGAUAGCAAAAAUCUGGCCAUCUGCUGGUGGCCGACAUUGAUACCCAUUGAUUUUACGGAUAUGGGACACUUUGAGCAGCUGCGCCCAUAUCUGGAGGAUAUUGUCCAAACGAUGAUUGAUCAAUUCCCAUAUCUAUUCUGUGGCAAAGACGCAUUCGUUAUGGUCUAAUCCAGUUACAGAUCGAAGAUCGAGAAAGGAGUAGGCCCCACAUGGGAUGCAUGGAAAGAACCCAUCGAUCGAUUUAAAGAUCUUAAAGAAUACAAAAGAAAUUAUAUAUAUAUAUAUAUAUAUAUAUAUAUAUAUAAUUGAAAGCCUGGCAGCAAGUCGCGAUAAAUUGUCGUAACAUUUUGUAAACGCAACAGUAUGAAAAUGCAUAUGUACUCCAAACAAUAUAUAUAUAUAUACACAUAUAUAUAUAUAUAUAUAUUAUAUAUAUUAUAUAUGUGUAUAUGUAUAUUUGAAUGUGUGUGUCUGUAAUGUAUUUGGUAUUGCGAAAAGUAUAAACCAAUUAGUUAAGUAGGGUAUAUUUAUUUUU
Molecule: messenger RNA, 5416 nt
Organism: Drosophila virilis
Lineage: Eukaryota; Metazoa; Arthropoda; Insecta; Diptera; Drosophilidae
Gene: RhoGAPp190
Product: Rho GTPase-activating protein 190
Biological process (GO): regulation of axonogenesis; regulation of cell size; Rho protein signal transduction
Cellular component (GO): cytosol
Molecular function (GO): GTPase activity; GTP binding; GTPase activator activity
Source: RefSeq, a predicted model, not a curated record